AUGGCUAGAUUGGCUGACUAUUUUACUGUCGUGGGAUACGACCAGGAGAAAGCCGGUUCUGGAGAAGGAUGUGGAAAGAUCAUUCAACGGUUCCCCAAGAAAGACUGGGAGGGCACAGCCUUUCCUCAGGGGGUGGAGAUGUUCUGCCAGCCAGGAGGGUGGAGGCUGUCCAGGGAAAGAAAGCCACCCACUUUCUUCACUGUUGUUCUGACUGACAUCGAUUCAGACCGACACUACUGCUCCUGCCUCACUUUCUACGAGGCUGAAGUCAAUCUGCAGGGAUCAAAGAGUAUUGAGGCUGAUGGGGAUGAAGAUGAGGAGACAGAAGAGGAUGGCCUGAUCCAGCCAGCUCAAGUGUUUGCACCAAAAAGUCUCAUUCUCGUCUCCAGGCUGGAUCAUCCUGAAAUAUUCCGGGGAUGCUUGGGUCUGAUCUACACAGUGUACAUCGAUAGCCUGGCUUAUCCUUUGGAGGGUCUGGUGGCCAACCUCUUUACAUUCCAAGUUCCCGUUGCUGGGGGAUCUCAGAAGCUGUUUAGCCUGGGAGCAGGAGAUCGACAACUAAUCCAAACACCUCUAAAUGACACCCUGCCCGUCACCUUCAAGAGCGUUGCCCUGCUGUUCCAGCAGCUAGGAAUCCAAAAUGUUCUGAGCCUGUUUUGUGGGGUUCUGACAGAACACAAGGUUUUAUUCCAUUCCACCAGCUACCAGAGGCUCGGAGAGGCAUGUCGUGCCCUGGAAGCCCUCAUGUUUCCUCUUAAAUACAGUUACCCCUACAUCCCUAUUCUGCCUUCCCGGCUGCUGGAGGUGCUGAGCUCCCCCACUCCCUUCAUCAUUGGCGUGCACUCCAUGUUUCAGAGUGAAAUCCAGGACUUGUUGGAUGUCAUUAUUGCUGACCUGGACGGAGGGACAAUAAAGAUUCCUGAGUGCAUCCACCUGUCCCUGCUACCGGAGCCUCUGUUACACCAAACGCAGAAGGCUCUUUCGCUGGUUUUGAACCCUGAUUUGGAGAUAGCAGACAAUGCCUUCCCUCCACCUCGCAUGGCACCAUCCAACCUCAAGCUGUUGGACAAGGAGGUGAGGGCGGUCUUUCUCAGGCUGUUUGCACAACUCUUCCAGGGCUACAGGUCUUGCCUGCAGCUCAUCCGAAUCCAUUCCGAACCCGUUAUUCACUUUCACAAGACUGCCUUCCUGGGCCAGCGAGGCAUCAUUGAGAACGACUUCCUGACCAAGGUCUUGGAUGGCAUGGCCUUCGCUGGCUUCGUCUCAGAGAGAGGUCCACCUUACCGCGCCUGUGAUCUCUUUGAUGAGCUGGUGGCCUUAGACUCUGACAGCUUUAAAGAAGAGGAGCUUUGUACUGCCAAGCUACAGAAGCACAUCAGGGAACUCUCAGAGCAGAUGUACAGAAAUGAGAACCCGAACCCCCACAUGGCUUUCCAGAAAGUGCCUCGACCGUCUGAAGGGUCCCACCUGCGAGUGCAUCAGGUACCCUUCCCCCUGCUGGACGAUGAAAAGGUGGAGAAGCUGCUGCAGGAUGGUUUAGCAAAACACAGCAGCGCCCCUCCUUCCACACGGCCCGAGAAGAAGUGUGUUGUACCUGCCGGACCACCUGUCGUUGCCUUUAUGGGGAAGAGUGGCUCUGUGUUUAACAGCGCUCGUAGGCUGGAGGUCGUGAGGAGCUGCAUUUCCUUAAUCUUUGACAACAAGACCCUGGAGACGGAAAAGACGCUGCCUGCUGCACUGCGUGCACUGAAAGGAAAGGCGGCUCGCCAGUGUCUGACCGAUGAACUGAGUCUGCACGUCCAGCAGAACCGCGCCAUACUUGACCACCAGCAGUUUGACUACGUCAUUCGUAUGAUGAAUUGUGCCCUUCAGGACUGCUCCAGCUCUGAGGAGUUCACGGUGGCUGCUGCACUACUACCCCUGUCGACAGCCUUUUACAGGAGAUUGGCUGCAGGAGUGAACCAGUUUGCCUACACCUGCAUACAGGACCAUCCUAUUUGGACCAAUCAGCAGUUCUGGGAAGCCACUUUCUACAGCGAGGUCCAGGGUCAGAUUCGAGCUCUUUAUCUUAAUGCACCCGAAGAAAAGGGCAGCAUCACAGCCAGGCUUAAGGACGUGGGCCCGCCAGCGGGCAGGGACGAGCAUCAGACUGCCAUGGAUCUGGCGGCAGAACAGCUGCGCACCUGGCCCAGCCUGAGCAAAGAGAAGCAGCAGGAGCUGGUGAAGAACGAGGAGAGCACCGUGUUCAGCCAGGCCAUCCACUACGCCAGCCUCAUGGUUUACCUGCUGGUUCCCCUGGACACCAGCAAGAACAAGCUGCUGCGCAGCACGCCCGUGGCGGACUGGGAGAGCGGCAGCAACAGCAUAGUGACCAACAGCAUCGCCGGGAGUGUGGCUGAGAGCUUUGACACUGAGAGUGGGUUCGAGGACUCUGAGAGCAGUGACGUGGCAAACUCCAUAGUGAGGUUUGUGGCCCGCUUCAUCGACAAAGUGUGCACAGAGAGCGGAGUCACCCAGGAGCACAUCAAGAGCCUACACAGCAUGAUCCCAGGCAUUGUAGCAAUGCAGAUGGAGGCUUUAGAGGCAGUGCACAGAGAGAGCAGGAGGUUGCCUCCCAUCCAGAAGCCCAAGAUUCUGCGGCCAGCAUUGCUUCCUGGAGAGGAGCUGGUGUCAGAGGGGCUGCGGGUUCUCCUGGACCCUGAUGGCAGAGAAGAGGCCACAGGGGGCCUCCUUGGGGGACCUCACAUCCUCCCAGCAGAGGGGGCCCUGUUUCUCACCACAUACCGCAUCAUCUUCAAAGGCAUUCCGCAUGAUCCACUGGUGGGGGAGCAGGCGGUCAUCAGAGCUUUCCCCGUGUCCACACUGACCAAAGAGAAGAAGAUCAGCAUCCAGAACCAGCUGCAGCAGAACAUGCAGGAAGGCCUGCAGCUCCGCUCUGCAUCUUUUCAGUUGAUCAAAGUAGCUUUUGACGAGGAGGUCAGCUCGGAGACGGUGGAGAUCUUCAGGAAGCACCUCCAAAGAAUCCGUUAUCCUCAGUCCAUCUUCACCUCCUUUGCGUUCGCGGCAGGACAGACAGCUCCUCAGCUCAUCCUCCCAAAGCAAAAAGAGAGGAACACUGGCUUCAGAACGCUGUCAAAAACCAUCGUUAAAGGGGCCAAGAGGGCCGGGAAGAUCACCAUGGGCCGUGGCAGCCAGAGCACGCUGAAGAAGAGCGACAGGGGCAGCAGGAUGACCUGGAACGAAGACGACGACGUUUCGAUAUCCGAUGACGGGGAGCCGCCCCCCAGCAGCACUCUGCGAGCGUCUGAAAAGUCCACCAUGGAGCAGCUGGUGGAGCAGUCCUGCUUCCGGGACUACCAGCGUCUGGGGCUGGGGACCAUCACCGCCAGCUCGUCUCGGUCGAAGUCAGGGGAGCAGUUCAGGGUGACGGCUGCGAACAGGCUCUACUCGCUCUGCCGCAGCUACCCAGGACUGCUGGUCAUUCCUCAGGGUGUACAGGACAGCAGUUUACACAAAGUAGCGCGCUGCUACCGGCACAACCGCCUGCCCGUCCUGUGUUGGAAGCACCCCCGGACCAAAACCGUGCUGCUGCGCUCUGGAGGCUUCCACAGCAAGAGUGUAGUGGGGCUGUUCAAGUCCCAGAACCCUUCCUCAACAACUCCCGUCUCCUCUUCAGAUUCGUCCAGCAGCCUUGAACAGGAGAAGUAUCUGCAAGCUAUCCUUGACUCCAUCCCCGUCUAUUUCAAAAUGAACGGGAACAACACCCUGUCCAACCGCUCCCUCAUUGGCCUCUCACCAGGCAGUGAGAGGAGGACCUCGAGGAUACCAAAGAUGGCUCCCGUUCAUUUAGACCUCCCAUUUUCAAGCAGCUUUACCAGAGGAGUGCUUGAGUACAAAGAUAAACUAUUCACUCACUCAAACCAAAAACCUGCCACUAAGGAAAGAAUCCACCAUCCAGGCAUUUGGGCCAGCAUGCGCUCAGGCAGCAGACUCAGCCAGCACUCGUCAACAUCUGACGUGGGUGCCAGGUUAGCGGGGAAGGAUCUGGCGCCCCCUGCGGGCAGCAGCAGCCUGCAGGCUCAGCUCCUCAAGCAUCAGGCGGCCCUUUACGUCUUUGGGGAAAAGUCACAUCUAAGGGGCCUCCGGUUGGACUCCUCUCUGAACUGUGAACUGGUGCCGGUGGACUUUGCAGACACGCGGCAGGUGAAAGCUGCCUUCAAAAAGCUGCUGAGGGCCUGCGCCCCCAGCGCCACCUCGUCUGACUCAGAGGAUUCUUUCCUCAAAGCCUUGGAAGACUCUGAGUGGAUCCUUCAGCUUCACAAGAUCCUGCAGCUGGCGCUUUUUGUGGUGGAGCUUCUGGACAGCGGCUCAUCCGUUCUGCUCAGCCUGGAGGACGGCUGGGAUAUUACCACACAAGUGGCGUCUCUGGUGCAGCUGCUGAGUGAUCCCUUCUACCGGACCCUGGAGGGGUUUCAGGUGCUCCUGGAGAAGGAAUGGCUCUCUUUUGGCCACAAGUUCAGCCAGAGGAGCAACCUGAGCCCCAGCAGCCAGGCCGGCGGCUUCACACCCAUCUUCCUGCAGUUCCUGGACUGCGUGCACCAGAUCCUGGAACAACAUCCUCUGGAGUUUGAGUUUAAUCAGUAUUAUCUAAAGUUCCUGGCCUAUCAUCACAUUUCCAACCGCUUCAAGAACUUCCUGCUGGACUCUGACUUUGAGCGUUUUGAGCACGGGUUGCUGUUUGAGGAUAAAGGUGAUAAGCAGGCCCGGAAAGGCAUCUGUAUCUGGGAGUGCAUCAGCAGAAUGCACCGGAGGAGUCCGAUCUUCUUCAACUAUCUGUACAGCCCCUCAGAGAACGAGGUAGUCCUGAAGCCGUCCAUCAGCAUCCCUGUCCUGAGCAAAUGGGAGCUCUUCACAGACGAGACCCUGUCCACUGGGCCGUGCUACGACUGGAGGAUGAUGGCUGUGAGGUCGGACAGCUCCGAGGAGACGGACACUCCGGCCAACAGCAAGAGGAGGAUCGUCUGGCCGUGUUACAGCAGCGUGAGCCACGCCCAGCCGGACGCCAUCACCAAGCUCCUCGCCGACAUAGAGAGGCUGGAGGGCGAGCUGAAUCAGGCCCCAGAGAAAUGGCAGACCACUCUGGAGAGAGUCCGGCUCAGCAUACAGGAAGACCUCAAGCAGGAAGGAAAUCUCCAUCAGCAGUCCAUGUCCAUCUCAGGCCUCAUUCCCACGUCCAGCCUGCAGGCCUUCCAGCGGCGCUCCAUGCUGCACCUGCCAGACAGCGGGCUGGGCGAGGACCACAGCGCCGCCACCGCCAACGGGAUCAGCCGCCGCGCAGCUACCCUCUACAACCAGUUCACCCCAAAGAGCGAGGAGAACAGGUCUUAUGAGGGGAUCCUGUACAAACGUGGGGCGCUGCUGAAAGGCUGGAAACCCCGCUGGUUCGUUUUGGACGUCACAAAGCACCAGCUGAGGUACUACGACACCGGCGAGGACACAAACUGCAGAGGCCACAUCGACCUGGCCGAGGUGGAGUCUGUGAUGGCCGCUGCGCCCACUAUAGGAGCCCCCAAGCACAUCAGCGAGAAGGCUUUCUUUGAUCUGAAAACCAGCAGGAGAGUUUACAACUUCUGUGCGUCCGACGCUCCCAGCGCUCAGGUGUGGAUGGAUAAGAUCCAGAGCUGCGUGUCCGAGGCCUGACCGCUGAGGCUCAAUGGCACACCGCCGCCGCACCAGGGGCGGCCCAGAACAGAAACCGGUCAUCAGCUCAGUUCAGCUUUCCGAUUUUUCCUUUCAUUUGUGGACCAAGGAGAAUAAAGUGCCUGACGGUGGAGGACGGGCUCUGUCCGUCCACCUCUCCGGAUGUGGGGCCGUCGUCCUGCAGGUGGACCGCGUCAGCCUCAGCUGUCGGCUCCCACUGGCAGGGUCCGAGUGAAAAGAAGAUGAAGUUUUUAGGGGACUGCACUACUAAGGAAAUGUUAUCCUACUUAAGCUGUAAAUAGAUCAAAGCAAUAUCACUGGCCAUUUAAAAACUGUGGGUUCAACUUAAGAAAAUAAAGACAAAUAGCUUGUUAAAGAUUUUCUAUCAGAUAUUUUUACUACGAUGAAAGGUUAUUGCUGCUUCCAAAUGCAUACGAACCGCCAAAAACUCAGAGAAUCUUAAGGCACAACAUUAAAACGCAGUUUGUUUGCACUUAGCGCUAAAGUAUGCACUCCUUAUCAGAUACAGAUUUUUUAACAGAUGCAGACAUCCAGGCUUAAAGUGCCCGAGUGGCGUGUCCUCAUGGCAGAUUAGAUGGAAAAAGAAUUUGCACAAUGAGCUCAAAAGACAUGUUUUUAUUUAAAUAUGUAAUGUUGUCACUACUUUGUUAAAUGUGUAUUGACUUCAGCUUAACACAGGCAUCUCAUGUCAUGUAAAUUAUUCUUUUUUAUUAAAAGUGUAACUGUGCAAGUGUGUUGGUUCCUUCUUUCUCUGUAAAUACCUUUGUGAUGUUUCCGUUUAUGAUACUCUAUGUGCUGAGCUUUUCUAACUUUGAUUCUAAUGUGACUCUUUUUUUUUUCUAUUAUCUUUUUCUGUGUUGUUACUGGUGCAAAUACCUGAGUGGCCUGUUCCCUUUUCGUGGUGAAACGUCCUGAAAGUGAAACCGAGAUUUUUUGUUGUUGUUGUUGUUGUUGUUGAGAUUGUCCCGACGGGCUGUGUGUCUUUUAAGGGCUUUUAAAGCACAUCUCAUGUGGUUUUCCGAUCCUGAUCUCAUGUGUUGUCUGUGCUGCCUAAACUGCUUUUAUACAACAACAAAAAACAAAAAAAAGCACAAAAGCAAUUCAAAGAUGUCAUUGUCAUUUUUUUGUUACUGUAUCUUUGUACGUGGUGACACUUAAGUUUUGGAAAUAAAUCAAACCUACUUGAAAGCUUGUGUUUAAAUGA
Molecule: messenger RNA, 6925 nt
Organism: Menidia menidia (Atlantic silverside)
Lineage: Eukaryota; Metazoa; Chordata; Actinopteri; Atheriniformes; Atherinopsidae
Source: the annotation of a GenBank genome assembly